GGCUGCCUCAGAGUGUGGAGAACCCACCGCCGGGCCCGGCUGUGCGGGGUAAUCGUACCUGGGCCGCGGGGGUCCGGCUCCCGGCCUUGCAGCGCGCCGGCUGUGGAAAAUAGAGCUGUCUGGGGAGUUAGCAGGUGACAGAUCAGAUGCAAACAGAAUCUUUACCUCCAUGUCCCAACACGGUGUCACCGGUGCGGUUAAAUAAUCUGAUCAGUUCUCCAAGGUUCGGAACAGUUACUCCAAAUCGUGUCUUUGUGGGAGGAAUUGAUUUUAAGACGAAUGAAAAUGACCUGAAGACAUUUUUUGCUCAGUAUGGCAGUGUGAGAGAAGUGAAGAUAAUAAAUGACAGAGCUGGAGUAUCAAAGGGGUAUGGCUUCGUCACUUUUGAAACCCAGGAAGAGGCACAGAAGAUUUUACAAGAUGCUAAAAAACUCAAUUAUAAGGAUAAGAAAUUGAAUAUUGGUCCAGCAAUACGAAAACAACAACUACGAAGUCCUAAUGCUCGUUCUGCUGUAACACCACAAGCUGGUACAAUGUACACAACUACUGCUGUAUCACCAGAAGCUGGUACAAUGUACUUGACUACUUCGAGUGGAUAUCCAUAUGUUUACCAUAAUGGAGUGGCUUAUUUUCAUACAUCUGAAGUUUCUCCUGUUCAGCAGCCAUGGCCAUCGCGCUCAGUUUCCAGUUCCCCUGUGAUGGUGGCGCCUCCAGUUUAUCAGUCUCCUACAUAUCAUUAUCAGGCACCAACACAAUGUUUUUCGAGUCAGUGGCAAUGGUCUGUUCUACAGUCUCCUACCUCUUCACCUCCACUCUUAUAUCUGCAACCAUCUGAAGUCUUUUAUCAGCCAAUAGGAAUUACCCAGGAAGGUGGAUGUAUAUCUCCACCUCUGCUAAUGGAAGCUGCAGUUCCUGAGCAGCUGUAUUCUGACCAUGGAGUUCAAACACUACAUCACCAGCCUUAUGCCCAGAGUCACAUAGCCAUGCCUGCAGCUGAAUUGAAGUCACGUUCUGUGAGAAGACAUUUUUCACAUCCUUCGUCUGUGAGUCUGAAACCUCAGUAUGCAUGAAGUCAUCAUUUUCAUCCUAGCAAAGAUCACAGAAUGGAAGAGUGCAUUCUUACACUGUUUUCUACAGAUGCUGUAAAACACUUUUUUUAGCCAUGUACUGUGCUAACAUACCUAUCACAUGGAGGGAAUGUUCUUCCUGACUGGUUACAUUUGCCUGCAAGUGCCUCAGUUAAUAUACUCCUCUUUUUUGUCAAGUCACAGAAUGAAAUUUUGUGGUUUGGUCAGGUAAAAAGACAUGAAAUAACAACUUUACUCUGCACUUCCAUUCUUAAUAUAAAUCCUGUUACAGGACAAAAUGGUGAUUUCUGAUACACAGCCUACUGUAUAAACUCCAGUUACUAACACAGAUGGAAAGCCAGCGUACUUCUACUAAAGGGAAAAUUUCAUCUUUAGUUUAUGGGUUACAUAAACUUUAAAGAUGCACUAGUUACAAAGUAAAAGCCAUUCUGCCACAUCCUGACAGCAUUUUUGCGCUGUGGAUUCAAAUCUGUUUAUUUAAAUCUGUGUGUAUUUAAUUUCAAUUCCAAGACAGUUUGUCUAGCUUCAAGUUUUUUGCAAUCAGUAUUUUCUAGUUUUAUAAGGUAUUUUACUUAUGUGUCAUUUUAGUGCUUGGGUAUAACUUUUUAAAAUAAAAUUUGGACUAUUCACUUAAUAACUAUUUGUUCUCAUCCUAACAUUUUUCUUGAACGUAGUAAGCAAUACACUUGGUUUUAUGGUAUGUUUUUGACUGUAGAAAAAGGCAAUGCUGCUUGACUACUUGCAUUACAAGACCGUUGAAAACUUCCCUCUUCCUUCUUUGACUUUUUCUGUUGUCUGUGUGAAAAUUAGGAACUCCCUGGCAAUAUCACAAGUUGGGAUGAAAUACUAUUUUUUCCUCAACUUCAGGGAGAUAAUUUUUUUGUUUCCCCUCUCACCUUUGUAGGAUUCCUUCUAUGUAUUAUAAAAACCAGAUUCCUCAAAGGUUGAAAAUACAGCUGCUGUAGUUAAUAGGAGUGCAAGCUAUGGCUUAUUGCUUCUGUAGGACUGAGGUCUUUAUGUAUGUAAAAUAUCCUUGAGCUGUUUGGGUUUUUUAAUCUGAUUUGUAGUAAUUUGGGGGUUUUCUUUUCAGGUAGCUUUGUUUUGUUGGUAUUUUUUUCCCUUUAAUCAUUCAGGGAUAUUACCAAGUGAGCAAAGUAGUCAGUAAAUAAUCCAUGUGUAAUAUGUAAAUCUGUUUAAAGAUGGUUCUAGUGAUCAGUUGGAGUCUGUUCUGGUUUUAAACUGCUUUGAAAUUGCUGUAAAAGAGAGUCCAUGUACUGUGUCUUGGUCGUGAGUUUCCUCAAGUGACCUUCCACCUUCUGCUAGGUAGAAAAAUAUACAUAAAUAUAAUUUUAAGAGGUUCUGUUUUAAAAAUCUCGUUACCGUAGCAGCAAUGGGGGAUUGUUUUACCAGUAAGUAUCAAAAAAGGUAUACAACUUGUUGGAUACAUGAAGAGCUCAGCCUAUUUUUGAAGGGCAUCAUCAUUGUCACACUUCUGCUCCUGUCUGUACCACUAAACACAUCUGUCCAGUUCUGUUUAAUUUUCAGAUUUUAGACCUCAUUUGUACAAAUAUGUCACAAAAAUCUUGGCUCAUCAAAACAAUAAUUCAUUUCCAUGGAAGAAUUUUUCCAUAGUAAGUAUUUUUUUAAUGAUGCUCUCUCUAAAGGUGCCAAAGAAAGGUUAUAUGUUCUGUUGGAGCCUUAUUUCUUGUCAUGAAACGCACAUUUGAUCCAGGAUUCAGAAGAUUUAGUCCUUGUUUUUGGAAUGCACAGUUUGUUUACCAAACAAGACUUCCUUGUUUUUAAUAAUGCUUUAGAGAUAGAAGCAGUAAAUUUUACAGUGACUAGUAACUUAAAAAAAUAAGUGCCUAGAGGGAAGUCUCUUGAACUAAUUGCUUGGAAGUGUACAAAUACUGUGCAGUCACUUAAAAGUCAUCAGAUCGUGGCUCUAUUCUAGAUACUCACAAAAUGUAGGGUUUUUUCCCUUAAUUGGUACAGAUGUUAGAGUGUUGAUAAUGAGUUGAUCUCAUGGCCUUUGCUUCAAAGAUCACUUAAGAGUUUUUUUUACUUGAAUGUGAACUUGAUGGUUUGUAAGGAUGUUCAGUGUCAGACGCAUAACUGUUCCCUGCAGUGCUCUUCUGUGGGGUCUGUAACAUCAGCCUGGAGGUGCUAUUGGUUAGGAUUGUAUCUCCAGCUCUUAACAAUGCUUCAUUUUGACUUAAGACACCUAGAGGAUACCAAGAUGAAGAUCAGUGUUGGCUUUUCUCUAGGAACUAGAGGUUGCUGUUGAAAUACUGAGGGUUCUUCACUGAUUUUGUAGCUUAUCUUUGCUCUAAGUGCUUGCCAAGAGUGAUGGCCUGACAUCAGUCAGCAGUGACUGAACCUUUCAGGAGUUGAAUCUUUCUGCAGACACAACUGAGAUAUAACUGCCUUACCACUUGUGGAUCCCUCUAAUGGAAUGAUAGAUGCAUUGAGAAAGAACUACAUUUCCUCAGGUUGUUGUUAUCUUGAUGUUCUAGCAUUCAUGAUUUUUGUUGUUGUUGUUUUACACUGUACAGUAUUCUCCUGCCAGUUCAGUUAACUAAAUUACAGAAGUAAUUUAGUUAACUGCAGAUGGUCAAGUCAGGAUUUUGGGGGCUGGAGAAAGGGCCACAUUCUCUUUGGCCUUCUGCAGUUUCCCAGUGAUAGUUGUAAGGCUUCACACAUGUGCCAGGAGGGAACGUACCAGAUGAGGGCUGUGCCCUGGGGACAUUCAGUAACAGCAAAUCACCCUCUUCAUGCAAUGGCUGUCAUAUUCAUGUAUUAGCAGACUAAACUAAUUUUCUGGCUUCUGCCCCUUAGAAUUCAGAGACCUGGUUGCGAUGUUCUGUUUUCUACUGAGCUGGCCAAUACAGUAUUUCUAGUAAACGCUCUCUAUUUAAUGCUAGGUUUUUAUGACAGAAGGUUAGUUCUGACAUUCUCCACUAGAUAACACUGGAUAAAACCCCUGUGGACAGGCAGAAAGGUACUGAAGUUCCAUCUCCUGUAUUUUUGUGUGUUUAGCUGAUGCAUUUUGCAUUAAGUAGAACUCUAGUUCGCUGGCUUUUUUGUUUCCUGCUACUUCUAAUCUUACACAUCAGAAGUCCAUUCAUUCUCCCUGAAAAACUGUUUACGCUUUACAUUUUAAAUUGGCAAUUCUUUGCAUUCUGAAACUGAUUUUUCCAACUAGCUAAUACUAAGUCAUUGAGUAAACUGCAUUCCAAUAGGAACUGAGCAGAAACUAGCAGAACACAUGGCUCUCUUGAAGUGUUUUUCUCUGUUAACAUAGUUUUAAAAUAUGGAGUUGUAUGGCUGCAAAAUAGCUUUUUUAGAUUUGUGGCUUUUCAAUGUUGAAGGUGUUACAGUAGUUUUCAAUUCUUGUGGUAUGGAAGCUUCUUAUGUUUCCUGUUGAAAUAGAAAAUUCAUAGCUUAAAGCAGUAUUUUAAGUGUACAAAGUAUAAUGCAGUGUGUGCAGUCCUGUACACAAAUCCAUAUAUAGCUGUUAUACAGAAAAUCUAAAUCUAGACCAUGGAGUUUCAUUCUAGAAUACAUGGUUUUAGUUGAUGGUGAACAUGUGGCUGUGUUGUUUGAUACUGUAUUGCAGAUACAGAGGGUAUACUUAUUGAAGCCUUGAUAAGUGAGUCUGUGGAUGCACAUAAAUAAAAGCUUGGUAAACUUGCAGAUCUCAUUUUAGAGAACUGUUAGCAAUUUUGGAAAUUAAAACUCUUUCUAUUGCAACUGCUUGUAAUACAGCAAUAAGUUUCUACAGUUUUGAAUUUCUAGUAAAGUUCUGAGUUGGUAGCUAAAAGUUUAGUUCCAACUGGUCUGUAUCUACUGUUUGGAUUGUAACUUCUGUUUGUCGCAUUGGUGGGUAGUUAAAUAUGGGUUUAGAAAAAUAUGAAAAAUGGAAUUGAACUUUGAUCAUUAAACUAUAUUUUAAUGACUGCAAAA
Messenger RNA from Lepidothrix coronata (blue-crowned manakin), 5054 nucleotides. RefSeq names its product boule homolog, RNA binding protein (gene BOLL). Gene Ontology annotation, molecular function: RNA binding. The record is from RefSeq and is a predicted model, not a curated record. The transcript has 11 exons. Bases 147 to 1070 code for a protein of 307 amino acids. Lineage: Eukaryota; Metazoa; Chordata; Aves; Passeriformes; Pipridae.